GUGGUGCACGUAAUUUUAAUACACAUACAAGUUACUCUGACUUUCGUUGACCACUUUCCACCUUUAAUUAAAAACAAUCAGUGCGUGCAUUAAUAUUCAAAAAUUACAUAAGACUUUAUGUAAUAAAAAUUCAAUAAUAUGUUCGGCAAGCGAAACAAAUGAAUUGUUACAAAUAUAGUCAUUGAUUGAUUCCAAGCAAGCAUGACUCGUAAAGCUUCGUUUGUAUUUAUUACCAAUUUUAUGAUUCAACUGUGUGUGUUAUCUGAGUUAAUACCAAAUUAUCAGGUGCAAAUCCCAGGAUAUACAUUUCCAGGUUUAGUAACGCCUUUGAGUGCACACGGUCAAAAUGGACCUAAACUUUGCUUAUUAAAUAAUUUGUGGAAUGGUUGUGAAAAUAACUAUCACACUUUACCUGUAGCUAAACACAAACUUAACGUGGGGUUCCAAAAUUCCCGUCGCAGUUUUGAAUCGCCUAUAGAGAACCGAAUAAAAUCAACACAAGAUAAAAUGCAUCAAAGAGUAGCGAAUGAUGAUAAUGGACUUCUGGGUCACCCUUUAAACACAGGAAAUGAAAAUAUUAAUCGACUUUCACAAGAGAAACAUAUAACUAAAGGGUUAUAUAGUGAACUCCGUUCAAAAAAUGUUACACCAACUUUGAGACCUUAUGAUAUGUUUAAUAAUAAUAAUAUGAACACUGGGAAUGCGUCAUCCUUGGCGUACCGGACUAGGAGUGGGCAUCCCUCAAGAAAAGUUUACGUUAUAACAAAGUUUAUUCAUGCUUUGGAUCAUCUUCAACGAACGUUUUAUGCCACAACAUAUGCAACACUUUCGUCAAUAAGCCCGCCAGAGCGCAAAGUAAACGGGAUCAGUUUCAUGGUAUCCAGUUUAUUUCUCCAGAUAGCAUUGAUAGCGCUGUCCACAGAAGUUGACCCUGCUACAAGAGCAGAAAUUGAUAAAUGUACUGGAUUUAUUGCCACCGAACAGGAAAAGGUAGAGAUGCUAAAAGAUGUAUUAUCCUGGCUUCCUGUAUCAGACGGUGAUCUAAAGUUCCGCUACGCUACGAGAUUAGUUCUGAAAAGUGAUCUUAAAGUAAGCAGAAGAUUCCUCGAAGGAGCUGCGUCUGCGCUGAGAAUGAAUAUAAGUUAUUUGAAUAAUAAUGACACAGCUGAGCUUCUUACCCAGAAACUUAAUCAUAUGGUAGAAUGGGAUUCCGGUGGUUCCAUGCGCGAUACAUUCGACGAAGACGAGUUAUCAGAAGGCAUGUGCGGGGUGCUGCUAUCCACGCUGUACGUGCGCGCGCGCUGGCGGGCUCCGCCCACUCUGCUCAACGGCACCGUGCGCUUUCGAGACACGGACAACGCGCCGUAUCGGACCACGCACAUGAUACGGAUCAAUGACGUCAUGCGAUAUGUUGACCUGCGCGAGUGGGAUGCGGAGGCAUUAGAAAUAAAUUAUGCGACGCCCGGGCUCACAUUUUUCUUGGUGGUCCCUCGAGACCGUUCGCUACGCAACGUGGCAGCUCACAUGUCGGUCACCAGCGUUAAAAAUAUUUCAGAUCGGAUGAAGACGGUGCGGGUAGCAGCUACGUUGCCACUUUACACGCUCCGUAUGACAUUGCUUCUACCCUCCAAACUCCAAGCAAUGGGUAUAAAUCGCCUCAUAGAUGCUAACAAUACCUGUGAUAGUUUGAAGCUUUCUCAUGCAGUUCAACGCAUCAUGUUCUGGGCUGAAGCGGGUCGAUACGCAUUUAAGGAUGACGGGAUUGAAUGGGACGAAACACCGGAGCUUCGGAUAAUAGUCGACCGACCGUAUUUGUUCUACGUCCGAUGGCAUAACAUAACAAUAUUAAAUGGAAACUUUGUUCUAUGACUUAGUUAGGCACCUAUUAUUAUAAAGUUAUCAGAACUA
Messenger RNA from Colias croceus (clouded yellow), 1908 nucleotides. RefSeq lists its product as uncharacterized. Gene Ontology annotation, molecular function: serine-type endopeptidase inhibitor activity. The transcript is spliced from 7 exons. Bases 202 to 1869 code for a protein of 555 amino acids. The record is from RefSeq and is a predicted model, not a curated record. NCBI's taxonomy places the organism in Eukaryota, Metazoa, Arthropoda, Insecta, Lepidoptera, Pieridae.